This is a messenger RNA of Laetiporus sulphureus 93-53, 2207 nucleotides long. RefSeq lists its product as uncharacterized. Bases 352 to 2064 code for a protein of 570 amino acids. Lineage: Eukaryota; Fungi; Basidiomycota; Agaricomycetes; Polyporales; Laetiporaceae. The transcript has 4 exons. The record is from RefSeq and is a predicted model, not a curated record.
GUGACUUGCGCGUCGUCCCCCCUUGCGGUCUGCGGAGGCGGAGGGCAGGACCAUAGCAGGGGCACUCCUGCCCUCGAUGAAUAGCUCGUCGCACUGCUCUUCGCUCCUGGCUUUUCUCUGUUGAUCAACCGAAGCUCAUCUACAACCAACGACUUUCGCUCUGCCCACCCCAUGCCACAGUCCGAACUCACCUGUGUCCCACUCGCCCACCCGUUCGCUACCAGUACUUGUUCCUGCUACAGAGCACGCUGCAAAGUCUGCCGCUCAGACGUUUCCCCCCCAUCCACUUCCGCUCCCAUUGCUCGAUUCUCCUCAUAGAACAUUGCCAUCGCAAACUCAACUUCACCGACAAUGUCACAUCAGAACCGUGGUAAGAAGACACCUUCGCUCGAAGAAUUGAGUGCGUCGGACUUGAUGAAGAUGCGGUUUUCCAAGCUCGAGCAAAAAGACCCUCAUGAAUGCGCCCGUGAGGACCUUGAAGAGCUGAUAAAGGCAGCUGUCACCCCUGCGGUUCAAGCUAUGCGGCGCGAGCGGAACGCCCACGUCGCAAUCAACCGUCUUCCUGCCGAAGUGCUCCGGGAGAUAUUCGUGACGACCUGCACCGUCAAGCUGGCUGAAUACAGAUCUGAACACUAUCAAUGCUACAUCUCAACUACCGUCUGGAACCCAACUUGGAUUGACAAGGGCAGAGCAGUCAGUCUCAUGCUUGUCUGCCAUCAUUGGAAAGAGAUCGCCUUGGAAAUUCAGGAGCUCUGGAGUGGCAUUGAAACAUAUUGGGAAGAUGAAGAUCAUAUCUUGCUGGAGAGGUCUGGCCGAGGCCCACUCAAGGUGCUGGCUUGCUGUGAUCCCCUUUAUGAAUAUGCUGUUACGCACGCUCUCCAAAAUGUGGAGCAUUCAUCCCGAAUCCAAGAGUUGUACUGGAUAUGGCCCUUAACACGUCACAGCAGAGAACACCUUGGAAUGCCAGCGCCCUCGCUGAGAUCUCUUGCGUUGCAAAACUGGACGAUACCAGAUGGAUCACUCAAACUCUUCGACGACCACACCCCGUGUCUGGAACGCCUGUCACUAUCAAAUGUGAAUUGGCUGCCCAGCAAUGCGUUCGUCAAACUGACAUUCUUGGCUCUCGAAACUUGCAUGGUAUCUAAACUUCCGAUCAAAUUACGCAGCUUGCUUGCUGGAACACCGAACCUAGUCGAUCUCGUCCUGCGAAAUGUAUCCGACAGCAGCUAUCCGCACAUUCGAGUGGAAAUUGGGGCUGCGGGCAUGAAGCCUGUUUCGCUCACUCGGUUGCGCCGAUUACUGAUCGAGGAGAUGUGGUCUGAUGAUAUCGACUAUGUCUUCCGGGAUGCUCAGCUUAAUGAAGACGCGUCCGUCUCGAUUGCACAUACGCAACGUGAUGAUGAUGAGCAGCGACUUCCGGAAGGGGUAUCCAGUUGGUCGUUGAAUGCCUUGAAGCAACCCAAAGAACUGCAUUUCCAGUCACACGUCGCCAUCGUCGUCGGAGCCUCUUCUGGUUUCCGUUUUGAGGUCUGGAGAUGCACGACACUCGAAGAUUGGAUGGCAUUCAACUGGCCACGGAUUCUUCCCCUUUCCAGCAUCUCGCACUUGUGCAUGUUCGAGUUGAAGGCAUACAAGGGGCGCGGUCUUGAACGUGUGCGCAACCUUCUUAGGCAGAUGACCACGCUUCAGACACUGUCCGUCAACAUUGAUGGCCUGACGCAGAUCGUCGAUAUAUUCACACUCUUCCGAGACCCGACCGGACCGCCUCUCUGUCCCGCACUGACCACGCUACGUAUCGUCAUCCAUCAUGAUCGUGACUGUGACAUCAUCCUGCACUCGAUCCUCCCACGUCGCGCGCAACUUGGCAUCAAGCACCUUGAUGUCGGGCUGAUCGAUCCUUGGUCUAGUGAACACUGGAGACCUCGUCAAAGUGUGAAGAAAAAAAUGCAUGGCAAAUUCGAGUCGAUGAAUUUCGAGACGCUGUUGUAUGAUAAGGCAUACAACAUUACUUUGCCGCUGGUUUGUAGCGAGGAGGCGCAUCGUUUGUGGCCGCCCUGGCUUUAGGUGUCGUGUGGAUGAGAGAUGACGUGGAUUGCGGUGAGACCAAAGUUAGUCUGACGCUCACGGAGCGUGUAUGUAUUAGAGAAGAAACAAUAUGUAUACAGUAUUGUGCUACAGCAGAUGUCAACCUUUGUGAAUGCGAAUGC